Messenger RNA from Pelobates fuscus (common spadefoot toad), 2353 nucleotides. RefSeq names its product solute carrier family 7 member 7 (gene SLC7A7). Gene Ontology annotation, cellular component: membrane. Gene Ontology annotation, molecular function: L-amino acid transmembrane transporter activity; basic amino acid transmembrane transporter activity. The transcript is spliced from 10 exons. Gene Ontology annotation, biological process: amino acid transmembrane transport. Bases 267 to 1796 code for a protein of 509 amino acids. The record is from RefSeq and is a predicted model, not a curated record. NCBI's taxonomy places the organism in Eukaryota, Metazoa, Chordata, Amphibia, Anura, Pelobatidae.
CUCCUCCUGUCCCCUCCUAACUCUCCCCAUCCCCCCUGAUAAGAAAUGCUUUCUCCACAACUCUUAGAAUUCGCUGAGUGAUCUUGUGUUCUUUCGAAAUCCUGCUCUGUACCUUGCCCCCUCCUUCCCUCCCAGUCACUUAUUGCCUGUUAUAUGGGCAGCUCUCAUUCUCUUCACUCCUCUCAGCUCCGGAUCGCUCCAAGACCGCAGAAGGUUCCUGUCUGCUGACCUCUGGACAUGCUGUUCUCUCGCUGACACAUUCUAACAUGGCUAAAUCCACCAUCUACACUCCGGCUUGCACGGAGGAACCCACUCCCAAUGGGAAAGAGCAAUCCUUAUCGGAUACUGGCUCUCAGGAGUCCAUGAAACUGAAGAAAGAAAUCUCACUUCUAAAUGGAGUGUGUCUUAUAGUUGGGAACAUGAUUGGGUCUGGAAUCUUUGUUUCACCCAAAGGAGUUUUGAUAUAUAGUGCAUCUUACGGCCUAUCACUCGUGAUUUGGGCAGUUGGUGGUGUCUUUUCUAUCUUUGGUGCCUUAUGUUAUGCUGAGCUGGGUACCACCAUCACCAAGUCCGGUGCGAGUUAUGCCUACAUCUUAGAAGCAUUUGGCAGUUUUGUAGCCUUUAUCAGACUUUGGACAUCCCUUCUUAUCAUCGAACCAACCAGUCAAGCUGUCAUUGCAAUCACCUUCUCAAACUACAUGGUGCAACCCAUCUUUCCAUCAUGUGAAUCCCCAUAUGCAGCUAACAGGCUUUUGGCAGCAGCCUGCAUUGGACUCCUCACGUUUGUGAACUGUGCAUAUGUGAAGUGGGGUACUCGUGUCCAGGAUCUCUUCACAUAUGCCAAAGUGCUGGCUCUAAUUGCUGUCAUCAUUGCAGGAAUUGUGAAGAUUUGUCAAGGUCACACACAGAAUUUUGAAGACUCCUUUGCAGGCUCCUCUCCGGAUGUUGGCAACAUUGCGCUUGCUCUGUACUCAGCUCUCUUUUCAUACUCAGGAUGGGACACCCUCAAUUUUGUCACAGAAGAGAUAAAAAAUCCAGAGAGGAACCUGCCUCUGGCCAUCGGGAUUUCCAUGCCCAUUGUGACCGUAAUAUACAUUCUGACCAAUGUGGCUUAUUAUACGGUGCUGGAUAUGCGGGCCAUUCUGGGUAGUGAUGCUGUUGCCGUGACCUUUGCUGAUCAGAUUUUUGGAAUAUUUAACUGGACAAUUCCGCUUGCUGUCGCUCUCUCUUGUUUUGGAGGCCUAAAUGCAUCGAUCCUCGCUGCAUCCAGGCUGUUCUUUGUUGGCUCUCGGGAGGGCCACCUUCCUGAUGCACUAAGUAUGAUCCACGUGGAAAGAUUUACUCCAAUUCCUGCACUGUUGUUUAAUGGAGCCAUGGCUUUGGUAUAUCUGUGUGUUGAAGACAUCUUCCAGCUCAUUAAUUAUUACAGCUUCAGUUACUGGCUGUUUGUGGGCUUGUCUAUCGCUGGGCAGUUAUAUUUAAGGUGGAAGGAGCCAGACAGACCAAGACCUCUCAAACUCAGCCUGGUAUUUCCAGUUGUAUUCUGUCUAUGCACUGUGUUUCUGGUAGCAGUGCCCCUGUACAGUGAUUUAAUAAAUUCAUUAAUUGGAGUGGCCAUUGCUCUUUCUGGAGUUCCAGUCUAUUUCUUUAUCGUACGUGUUCCAGAGAAGAAAAAACCAAACUGGUUACGGCGAAUGGCAGCUUCGGUGACAUACUAUACUCAGGUCAUGUGCUUCUCUGUCAUUACUGAGAUGGAUAUAGAAAAAGAAGAAAAACAGUUGUCUAAAUCUGACUGACACACUUCCUCCUCUGUGUAACUGAUGGACAUUCUGAAGCUUCAUGCAGCACAUAAUUUAUUUCCAAAACUAUGCAAGUGACCGGAAUUUUACCAGUAGACCUUUCAUUGCAGAGUAGCUGCCGGCAGUGCUCUUGGUGGAGCUGUGUUCAAAAUAAUUUAUCUUCAACAGGGACAUAAUUAAUUAUUGUGAGACCUUUCUUUCCCCUUCAGACAAGAUGCCAAUUAUGUUAUCUUUAGGACAUUCCGUAAGUAUUUGCAGAUUAAUACAUUGUUGGCUCCGUAGAUUUUAUUUUUGAAGUGACACAUCUGGAUCUUCAUUUUCUGCACCAGAUUGCCUUAUUUCUUCACGUAUCAGAAAACCACGAGCAGGCACGAAUGGCGAUCUUUUUAACAAGGACAUAGAGAUAAAGGCAAUGAUGGCUGAUGCAUACAACAUUGUUUUAUAAACAAUAAAUAUUGAUGCCACAUGUUCCUUCACUGUUUAAAAGUCCAGUCUAAUUUAUAUAUGCUUUACCUACUCAGUCCUUUUAGGAUAAUAAACGGAGCGCUCACUAA